Molecule: messenger RNA, 1652 nt
Organism: Melitaea cinxia (Glanville fritillary)
Lineage: Eukaryota; Metazoa; Arthropoda; Insecta; Lepidoptera; Nymphalidae
Gene: PolD3
Product: DNA polymerase delta subunit 3
Exons: 1
Coding region: 193-1551 (452 amino acids)
Biological process (GO): DNA strand elongation involved in DNA replication; DNA replication; nucleotide-excision repair, DNA gap filling
Cellular component (GO): nucleus; delta DNA polymerase complex
Molecular function (GO): DNA-directed DNA polymerase activity
Source: RefSeq, a predicted model, not a curated record
GUGUGAACACACGGUGACAGUUUAUUUUGACCUUUGUCUAUGUUGUGUUUUGUAAAAAAGAGCGCUAAUAAUUAUUGUAUCUUUGCUUUCUCUAAAUCUUAGCUUUAAUAUAAUGUUAUAAAAGGUGAAAAUCAAGAAUAAAAUAAGUUUUAAGGUUGUAUAUUUCAAAUAAUAUUAAAAAAAAAAUACAAUAUGGAAUCGGAGGAAUCGUUUAAAACUAGUUUAAAUACGGUAAAAGAGAUGCUAUUAGAUGAAGAAAAAAUAGUGACAUACGUAUCAUUGAGUAAAGAUCUUUGUAUUCAUAUUAAUACUGGUAAAAAAUUGUUGCACGUAAUAGUGAAGCAAAUUGCUGAGCAAUGUCCAGAUGUAAAGCUAAACGUUAAUUAUAUAAUAUCGGGUAUCACAGAUGAGAACAAGGCGCGAACAACUGUGUGUACUGGAGAAGAAUUAAAAAAUCUUAAAACAACGUUUAAAACAAUACUUUAUGAACAUGUAUACAGUGUAAGCAUAGGUUCUCCAAAGACAGAUCAUGCUGCUUAUCUUUUAUUAAAUAAAUUUGAUGACUAUCACCUAUGUGCAGGUUCGAUUAAAAAUAUUGAGUGUAAUAAACACACAUUUGAUGAAAUUGGAAGCUUAAAGAGCAAUAGUCAACAAGCAACAACAAUCGAAAGUAAAGACUCAGUUAUUCCACAAAAGAAAAUAAAGUCUGAAUCAAAGAAUAUAACAACUGAAGUAAAAAAUAAACUACUAGAAGAGUACACUAAUGGAGAAGUUAAUGAUAAACUAAAAACAAAUAUAAAAACAGAAUCUGUUUCUCCCAGGAAAGAAACUAGUAAUAAAAAACCAAGUAAUAAUAAAAGUAACAGUCAUAAUAAUAAAACUCAAAAAGGAAUUGUAGGAUUUUUUAAUAAAUCAAAUACAAAUCAGAAAAAAACUUUGAAAGAACCUGAGAACAAACGUGAAAUAAACGUCCUAAAAGAAAGUAAGAGUAUUGAAAUUAAAGAAGAAAAAAUGGAAAUUGAUUCGGAAAUUCCUAGUCAAGAACCAGAAGAAGAGGUUAAAAAUGAAAGUAAGAAGAAUAAUAAUAAAGUUCUUAACCAAAUAAAGAAAACCUCAAAGGUUGAUAAAAAAAGGAAAAGGGUACUAAAGGUUUCUGACAGUGACAGUGAUGAAGAAAAUGAUCCCUUUGCUGAUAAAUCAGAAAAACAAGAGGUUAUAAACGAAUCUGAUGAUGAAAUCCCUCCUACACCAUCCGUUAAUAGUAUUAAAAUUACUUCAGGUAUAGUAAAUCCUAAAAAAAGAAGAAAAAUUGUAGAUAAAACAUAUACUGAUGAAGAUGGAUACAUAUUAACAAAGAAGGAAGAGGUAUAUGAAAGUUGUUCUGAGAAUGAAGAAGAUGUAAAAGUUAAAGAAAUUGUAAAAGAAAGAAAAUCAGAAAAGCAGGAAAUAACACCUAAAGAGAAGAAAAGUACUGCAUCAACCAAGAAGAAAAUAUCUCCACCGCAAAAAGGAAAACAACCUACGCUUGCACAUUUUUUCACAAAAAAGUAAAAAUAUUUUAAAUUAUAUUUUUAAUAACAAUCAUGGACUUGUUGAUUUUGCCUCUUGAGGAUGUUUUUGAAACUACAAUAAAAAAUAUUUUUUUAACUUAA